Molecule: messenger RNA, 3072 nt
Organism: Alternaria atra
Lineage: Eukaryota; Fungi; Ascomycota; Dothideomycetes; Pleosporales; Pleosporaceae
Exons: 4
Coding region: 1-3072 (1023 amino acids)
Biological process (GO): iron-sulfur cluster assembly
Cellular component (GO): cytosolic [4Fe-4S] assembly targeting complex
Source: RefSeq, a predicted model, not a curated record
AUGUCAGAUAUCCAACAAUAUCUGCUCGACUUCGACAGAAAUAAGAAAGAGGCGACGGUGACUGCUCAACGGAGCGCGACGCGACUGAAGAAUGGCGAACUGAAGCUUAUAAGCCUGGUCACUGACCUUGGGGAGUACUUGAACAGUGAAGAUGGAGCUACAAGAUCGAAGACAAUGUCGUAUCUCGCGGAAGUACUGGCAUCUGUUCCGCAGAAGGUCCUCUCCCUUCAACAGCGAAACCUACUCUGCGAUUUCAUCCUUUCCCGAACCGAAGACAACGAAGGCCUCGGAUCAUGCGCGAAGGCACUAUUGGCACUGGAGGAGCUAGGGAAGUGGGAUGAUCAGCGGGUAAUUAGCAUCGUUGACGCCCUCCUCAACAACACACACCCGCUGCGUCAGUACAAGCAGCAGAGCGAACGCUAUCCAGUAUUGCGCCUGAUUGACACACUCAUGGCAAAGUACCGCGAAGUCCUACGAGCCCACCACGACGCAACACCAGACUUUUUGGGGCGCUUUAUAGCAUACUUUGAUGGAGAGAAAGAUCCUCGGAAUCUGAUGGUCGUUUUCUCAAUACUGAGGGUACCGAUGACGGAGUGGAACAUUGGUGGAGAUGCUCAGGACCUUUUCGACGCAGUCUUCAAUUACUUCCCCAUCACCUUCAGACCGCCCCCUGACGAUCCAUAUGGUAUCACAGCACAAGACCUGAAGGAUCGCUUGCGAGAUUGCAUCUCAUCCACAGCCGACUUUGCGCCAUAUGCGUUCCCUGCGCUCCUGGAUAAACUCGAUUCUACAUCUAUGAACACCAAGCGAGAUGUUCUGUCAACAAUUACCGCCUCAGUGACCGAGUAUGGACCACGGACCGUAUCGCUAUAUGCAGUCACACUAUGGGAUGCGUUGAAGUUUGAGGUACUAAACGUUCAGGAGGAAGACCUGGCAAAAGAGGCACUCGCGGGCCUGGCCGCAAUCGCAAGGAUGCUUUCACAGGGUACACCAGGAUCACUAAACGCAUACCUCAAACCAAUUAUCAAGGAAUGCAACGAACACCUCGAAGACGCUCCAACAAAGCAGUCACAGGCUUCUGCAAGGUUUCUGCAAAGCAUUGCCAACGUUUCUCCCGAAGUUACCAGUAUUCUGCUAGCCGGAGUACUUCCGAACCUUUUCUUGCUGUUCCAGACAGCUGACACCAUGGCAAAGCGCCGAGGGUUGUUGGAGGUUCUUGUCCAACUCGUAAAGGCCAACAUCGACGUGUAUGGCGACUGGAAGAAGAUGGGUCCUGGCGGAGCAGAAGUCAGCAAAAACGCGCUCGCGCAGUUUCGAGACCAAGCACUGGAAGUAAUGUUGAAUGGUCUCGAGACAGCUCCCGCUAAGGAAGUAUCUUUCCGACUAGUCUGUCUCGAUGGACUCAUCCAGCUUUCAAAAGCGCGAGGACUGCUAAGCGAUGAGGAUAUCGGCCGCAUCAUUCAGCUUUUGCAUUCGGUUGUCAUCCACGAAGAAUCGUAUGGGAAGGACGAGGUUAAGGAAGCAGCGAUUAAUGGCAUCGUCGAGGUUGCCCACCAGAAGCCACAGGUUGUUGUGGAGAAAGCAUUCCCGGCUUUCCUUGCUCAGCUUCCAGAUACGGAUGCAAAUGGAUCGAACAAUUACUCAACUGUGCUCGAAGCCUUUGCCAAGCUAGCGGGCGAAGAACAAGUUUUCGACACGGUCAUACUGCGGCUCAAGAACAAGUUCAGCGCGGCAGUCCAACAGGGUGCUUCCUCUACAUAUAUCGUUGCACUGCUCUCUGCGAUGUUGUAUGCACUCAAGAAGGGCGAGAACAAGCUGUCGCAGGGUUCAGACAGUUCGACCUACUACAGGGACAUCGCACUACCACUUCUCCAACGCGCAUCAAGUUCUGAUGAAUCACAUCCGGUGGCGUUUGAUGACGAGACAACACUGGAUCUUGUCGGUCGCAUAUGCAAUCUGAUUAUCAGAUAUCUGCCUAUCCAUCAGCAGAAUACUGUUGCUACCGAGCUGUACACCCUAUUCCGUGAAAAGCCACAAACCGAACUCCCGCCUUUCAACCUCAGCGCUGGUGCCGAAACGAAUAAGACGAUGAUCGUCUCUACCCACCUCCUCGCUUCCCUUCGCAAGGAUGCGAUCCUGCCUUGCGAACUACAGCUCCUAGUCUCUUCUCUCGCAAACUACGCCCAGCAACCUUCCCUAUCUCUACCUAUCCGAUCAGCCUCCCUUCGUCAGAUGUCGCUUGUCAUCAAUAAGUACUACACCUCUGCCGCACUCAAGACAUGUAUGGAUCCCCUCGUUGCGGACUUCGAUCUCUUCAACCCGGAGAAGCUUGACCCACCACGGAUACGCAUCAUCUUCGCUUGUCUUAAAGGCAUCGUACUACGGAGUAGCCCUGCACUGAACACGUUAUAUCCAACGCUCUUAUCCCUACUAUCACAUCCGAAGUAUGGAAGUACAGUUGCCCAAGGUUUCACAACUCUGUUACAGCCUGACGACCUUCUCACCAAGGAGAACCACUGCCAAAUUCUCGGCCUACAUAAGCACAAGAGCUUCGCAUUGUUGGUACCAAGCAUUACAAAAGCGUUCCGGGAAGCAGACCCCCAGACCAAACCCAACUACCUCAUUGCACUUAGCGGUGCGCUAAGAUGGAUGCCUUUUGAGAUAGUUGUUGAAGAAGUCGGUCAACUCGUCACCCUCCUCCUACAAUCUCUUGAUCUUAAGGGCGCCGACAACGUCAAAGAAGCGGCGAUUGGUACGCUUACUUCUACGCUUGUUGAGAAGCCAGAAGUACUUGAGGAACAUGCUGGUGCACUCAUCUCCCGUCUUCUGACUAAUGCUACUGUUACCAAGGAGAAUAAGGCUGCGCCACCACCGCCAGCAGUCAGAGUAGCGGCGUUGAAGUGUUUGCAUCUGGUGGCGGAGAAGUUUAAAGAGGAGCGAAUACUAGGGUACAGGAGGGAGGUUGUAAGGAGACUUAUUGCUGCGCUGGAUGAUGUGAAGAGAGAGGUUAGGAGUGCGGCGGUAAAGUGCCGGGCGAAGUGGUUGCUGGCCGACGAACCUGAUGAUGAAUAG